Molecule: messenger RNA, 477 nt
Organism: Abrus precatorius (Indian licorice)
Lineage: Eukaryota; Viridiplantae; Streptophyta; Magnoliopsida; Fabales; Fabaceae
Product: 60S ribosomal protein L29-1-like
Exons: 3
Coding region: 148-330 (60 amino acids)
Biological process (GO): cytoplasmic translation
Cellular component (GO): cytosolic large ribosomal subunit; ribosome
Molecular function (GO): structural constituent of ribosome
Source: RefSeq, a predicted model, not a curated record
AAAGCUGCAGGGUAUUAUCGUCAUUAAGCGGAGAAAUAUGUAAAAGGCAAAAGGGUCUUCGUGUCAAAAGGUCAUUUAUAUAAAAGGCCAUCUUCGAAAACCCAAGCCGGCCGAACAGCACCUUCACUUUUCAUUUGCAAUUAGGAGAUGGCAAAGUCGAAGAACCACACAGCUCAUAACCAAUCCUACAAGGCCCACAAAAAUGGCAUCAAGAAACCUAAGAGGCAUCGCCACAGUUCCACCAAAGGGAUGGAUCCCAAGUUUCUGAGGAACCAGAGGUACGCGAGGAAGCACAACAAGAAGAGUGGUGAAACAGCCACAGAAGAGUAGUGAAGGGGCAUUUUCAAACGGAACUGUUAGGGUUUUUUUAAGCUUUUUUUUAAUGGUGACAUUUUUUUCAACUUAAUCUGCAGUAUUAUAAUUAAUUCCUUCACAGAGAAUGCAAUACUGUUAGACCAUUUUUCGUGGUUUCUGUUA